This is a messenger RNA of Fimicolochytrium jonesii, 687 nucleotides long. RefSeq lists its product as uncharacterized. The transcript is spliced from 2 exons. NCBI's taxonomy places the organism in Eukaryota, Fungi, Chytridiomycota, Chytridiomycetes, Spizellomycetales, Powellomycetaceae. Bases 1 to 687 code for a protein of 228 amino acids. The record is from RefSeq and is a predicted model, not a curated record.
AUGGAAGACUUUGAGGUCAAGCUAGUAGAGAUGCGAGAAAAGUGCGUCGAGAACGAGCAAGCGGUCGCUAACGCUACGCGGGAAAAGGCGAAAGUGCGUGCGGGCGGGAAGCCGCAUCUUGCUGCUGGCGGUGCGGAUACGGUGGAUGAUAUUUUGGCCGGGAUUGGGCAGAUGUCGUUGCGCACUGGAAAGCAGGCAGAGGAACAGGAGCAUGCGGAGGAUGAAGCUGAAAUGCAGAAUGAGGAAGAAGAGGACGACGAUGAGAUUGUAGCACCAACGAAACCACGUCGUGGGAAGCCAGCAACGAGCAUAGUUUCUCGCAAGCGGGUGCAAGCUGUUGAAGAGAGCGAAGAUGAUGACGAUGAUGAGGAAGCAGACCAGGAAGUGGACAUUGAAGACGACGAAGAUGAAGAAGAGGAGGAGGAGGACUUCCCCACACGGCGAGCCGCUGCUCCGCAAUCCAAGCGGACAGUGCAAUACACGUCACAGCAAUCUCGCAAACGUGGGGGCCGGGCGGCCGUUGCUGAAGACAGCGAAGAAGAAGAGGAAGACGACGAGGCGUCAGAUGGUUUGGUGUCUGAGUCGGAGACGGCUACGGAUGAGGAGGCGGACAGUGAUGCUGAGGGAGAUUAUGAGACGGUUGUUCCGGAUAAGGCCGCGAGUCGCGCACGUCAGGGGGCUAGGUGA